GGUCAAGUUUUACCACUUUCAAUUUUUUGUUGUUUCUUAAGUAAAACAAAUUUGAAAAUUAUAAUUUAUCACCUUAAAAAUAAUAAAUUGUUUAAUUUAUGCCAUAAAUCCUAAACAAGUAAAACGAGGAGGUACAUUUUGUUAAAUAACUUUGGGUAUACUAUGUAUAUAAAUAACUUUUCAAAGGAUAACGAUCAUGAAUAAUAUCUGAUUCCAAUGCUGGAAAAUAAAUUGAAAAUCGCUUGAAAAACGACGGAGCCAUGCAUAGUCAAAGUUUAGUUUAUUAUGGACACUUUGUAGUAAGCGUAAAUUUUCUCCCCUUGGUAGUUGAACUUUUCCAACCGAUAUUAUUUUUUACAAUACUUACUGCUUCUAAAGGUCUGAACAAAAUGCAAAAUUUACCCCUUGUGGAAAUGUCAGAUAGCGACGACAUACUUUCAACUUUUUUUUUUGGAGCUUCACCAUAGAUCCAUUUUUUGUUUUGCUGAAACUGUGUUUAUUUUAUGGGAACAUAACUAUUGAUAACAACUUCGGGACUUAAGUACAAUUGUGAGAUACCUUAGGCGUUGAGGGGUGCUCAUCUUGAUCCGUCUUACCCUUUAUUUUAAAAUCAAUGAAGAUCCCCCCCCACCCUCUGUUACACAUUAUGUAACUUUAUGUAACAUAAAAAUUUACGUAUGAGUCAUCAGCUGGCAAACUUCUGAAAAAUCCCCCAGUCCUCCCCUCUGAAAGCUUAACGUAAACUAUUGACGCAUUCCAAAUAGAUCACAUAUGCACUACUAACAAAAUACAUACAUUUUUUAGGGAUGGUCGAAGUCAAACAGAGUCAGACCGCGGCAUUUCUUAAAACUAAAAUAUUGGACACAUUAGCUGAAUACAACGUGCCAAUUGAAAAUAUUUUCUCGGUAACAGUAGACAACGGGGCCAACAUGGUGGCAGCUGUUAAAAAGUUACGCCAAGAAUUGGAGCAAGCGUUGUUGGAGAAACUAGAUGAUGGAAAUGAGGAUUUUGAGAAGACAACAGAUGAGCAUGAACCGGAACGCGAUAUUUCCGCUGAACUGUGCGUUGAAUUCCAGGAGCGCAUCAAUCUCGUGAGAUGUGCGGUGCACACUCUGCAACUGUCGAUACUGGAUGUUGUGAACAAGUCCCACGAAAGCGUAAAAGGUCUAACUGAACUGGCGAGAAAAUCAAAAAACAUGAAGUACCAGACAAAUUUUGACCACCACAAUGCCACACAUCCUCAAAUUUGGUGCCAAACCAGAUGGGGUGGAAUCUUUGAAAUGGUGGAGGCAUUUAAAACUCAGAGGACUUUCUUCGAACAACUGGCUGCUCAGUUUCCAGAGCUUGAUCUUACCAACCAUUGGAAAUUCAUAGACGACUACUAUGAAGCAUUCAAGCCUUUGUACAUCUGUACCAAGAGGAUGCAAGCGGAGCAUGUUUCUUUGCCUGACUUUUACAUGCUUUGGCUAAGGGCCAUAAGCGAAGUGCGAAAGGUCACCGGUAAUCAAUUCGUUCCUGGCUUGCUUACUUCGCUCAAUACAAGGCUAACAACCCUUCGAGGAUCAAGGGCCUUCAAAAUGGCUCUUUUCCUUGAUCCACGAUUCAACUAUCGUGGAUCAAAGUUUUUCUCACCUGAGGAGAAAAUGGAAAUUAUGGUAAUCUAUUGUUCAAACAAUCUUACUUUUCAUGUUUGUUAACAUACUGUUCCUAUUGACUCACCAUUGAUUGACUAACUCAAAUAAAAAUGGAGCAAAUUUUCAAAAGUGAAAUAGUAGUCUCCGCCCUUAAA
Molecule: messenger RNA, 1789 nt
Organism: Aedes aegypti (yellow fever mosquito)
Lineage: Eukaryota; Metazoa; Arthropoda; Insecta; Diptera; Culicidae
Exons: 2
Coding region: 807-1697 (296 amino acids)
Source: RefSeq, a predicted model, not a curated record